This is a messenger RNA of Rhea pennata, 5894 nucleotides long. RefSeq names its product centrosomal protein 295 (gene CEP295). The transcript is spliced from 28 exons. Lineage: Eukaryota; Metazoa; Chordata; Aves; Rheiformes; Rheidae. Gene Ontology annotation, molecular function: microtubule binding. The coding region runs from base 22 to 5571 and encodes 1849 amino acids. The record is from RefSeq and is a predicted model, not a curated record.
UGAUUGUCAAUCCUCCCCAAGAUGAAGAGGAAAGUGACAAGAGUUGGGAAAUUAAGGUUUAGUCCUAACGAAGAAACUAUGCUUUUAAAAGAAGAGUAUGAAAGAAGAAGAAAACUGAGGCUACAGCAGGUUAGGGAGCAAGAGAAGUAUAUUGCCUUGCGGAUAAGACAGGAGGUAAAGCAGAGGAGAGAAGAACAACUACAUCAGUUAGAAAAGGCAUUGAGAGCUGAGUGGCAGAAAGCACAAGAUGAGAAGAUUAAGGCCUUAGAAAAACUGUAUUUAUCGAGCUUAAGAGCUGUUGGUGAGGGACACAGACAAGCCAAGGAAAAUGAACCUGAUUUAGAAGCUCUGGCAAAGCAAGCAGAGGAAAGGAAACAAAGAGCUGAGAAGAGACAUAGAAAAGCCCUGAAAGAACAGAAGUACCAAAAAGAAAAAUUACUUCGUGAGCAAGCCCGACGAGUCAAUGCACGUAAACAUGCUCUGGAUGUGGAAAGAGAAAGAGCUGCCAAAGUUGCAAGCCUACCACCUCCUCCACCACAUCCUCUUGAGAAUUUUGAAGUGCAAAAGAUUCCCACAGUGAAGGUCUGUAGUGCUGACGACUUCUAUGUUACUCAUUAUCAUCUUUCAGAACCUUAUGUGAACAGAGAAAUGGACAGAGAGCAGGCAGACGCUCGGUUAGUUGCUGAAAAGGAAGUGAAGCGCUUGGAGGAACUGCAGAGAGAGAAGGAGAGAGAUAGAAGAGAGCAGCUUGAAAAGUCACAUCUUAGAGGAAGUCAUGCCUUGAAGAAGGUCCAUUUGGCUCAGGACAGGGAAAGGCUACUGAAAGAACUCGAACAAAUGCAGAAUAUGGAUCGGAUGCACAGAAAACGGGUUGUAGCACAGAUGCCACCUCAGCUGUUUGUACCUGCAUACAAACGAAUGGAAAUAAAAGAUGACUGGCAGAGGGAAUUGGAGUUUGCAUUUGAAGACAUGUAUAAUGAAGACAGGAAAAUGAAAGGAGACCUGAUCUUGCAAUUUGAGCCACAACCUUUACCAGACCCUUCUGACAGAUCUCAAGACAAUGAACUUGAUAUCACUUUGGACCCAGAAUCUACUUGUGACACUGGACAAGAAUUGAGAGAGGUGGUAGAAGAGGAAGUUCCUAAUGAAUCAGAAAAUCAUGAAGAGAGAAAAAUUCACCAACCUCAGUCAAAACAUGCCUUAAAGAAGUUGUUGAACAAAAUUAGAAGCCAAAAAGAGGAGCAGACAUCAAAAAGUGAGAGAGAGUGUCGAAGUGAAAUUGAGACUAUUGAAUCAGGCACAAUUGCUAGUGAAGAGAGACGAUUAUGUGAUUUGGAACGUACUGAUGAACAACAUAAAAAUUCAGUAUCUGAAACCAAAGACUCCAUGGAAAUGUUGGAAGAUAAAGUUUUAGCUGAAAAUUCUGUUCUAAUUCAUCCUCGGGAACAAGCAGCUAAAAUUAGAAUGGAAGAGGAAAGACAAAAAUGGAAUAAGCAAAUAGAGCAACAGAAAUUGGAACAGCUGGCCUUGCUUAAACAAAUUGAGGAGAACAGAGCACGUCUGGAAGCUGAUUUUCUGAAGAUUCAAAUGCAACACUGUUUGGAAGAGGUUAAUAAAAAAGAAAAAGAGGAGAAAGAUCAGCUGGUCCAAAGCAGCAACAGUCCUUUCACAGACCAGCAGAAAGAAGGGGAACAUGAGACUGAAACUACUACUGUGUCAAAAACUGGAAGUCCUAGAGAAGCCAGUCAUUUGCAGAUGAUUCGUAGUUAUCAGCAACGUCUUCUACAGCAAAGCAGGCUGCACAAACGGACUGUUGAAGAGGCUAGAAAGUGUCUGCAGGAGUAUCAGAAUAAAUUGAAGCAAAGAUAUUCAAGUACUCCUGUCACACCUAUAAGUUCUGUGGAAACAAAAUCAGUUAAUUUAAAGUCUACCUCAGAACCUGUGCUACAGAAGCAAGGAGUACAUCCAAUACAAUGCCAGUUGUCUGAACAAGUUAGUACACAAGAACAUAGCCAGUCACUACCUGUUUUUUCAGGAACACCACAUGUGUCGGAAGAAACAUCUGCACAGAAAUAUGAAGAGCAAAUACAUGAUGUUUGUCCUGGAAGACAUGUGCAAUUUUUAGAAACAUCAAAAUUGAAUCAAGGAGUGUUUCACUUGCCAUAUAGCUCUCCUUCACAGGAACAAAUGGGAAUGUUGGAAACCUCCAAUACUCGAGUCAGAGAUUCACCUCAGUUUCAGAUACCAUCAGGAUUAGGCAUGGCUUUGCAAGAUGUCCCCCCUGUCAGAAUGCAACCAGAAGCCCGCGUACAACAGGUUAGAUUUGUUUUGCCUGCAGAAAAUUCCUCUGAGCCUUCAGGAACAGUUGAGUGUGAUGGGGAGUCGUUAUCUCGGAAGAUGUCAAACCAUCAAACAGAGACAGAUGCUGUGGAAGAGCCUCCACAAAAAAUACCUCUUUUGCCAGGAACAAAUAGAUCUUGGGUAGCUCAGGCAGCCUCAAGUGAUUCUUCGGAGUACCAGCAGGGAUCUGCAGAGAGCAACCUUAAAACAAGCUUUGAACAACCCCUGUCUCUUCUCCAGCCUCUGACUUUAUCUCAUGAAGAACUUAAAGCUCACAAUGUUCAGGAGUUCUUGACAUCAAAAAGUGGAGAUGCAUCUUUAUUAAAUUAUUCUACUAUACUGAAUUUAAGGAACAGGGUGUUGGCCUCAUCAGAGAGCAUCCAAGCUCAGCAGAAGUAUUUGAAAGAACUUCAAGAGCAACUAGAUGCACAAAGAGAAGCUCUUCUUUCUAGACAAAAAAUACAAGAACAACUACUUCUAAGGAAGCAGGAUAAAUUGAAAGAACAAAUGCAGAGACAGCAAGAGGCUUUAAAAGAAUUUCUGAACAAGCAGGUAAGAGAGUUCAGUACAAAUGAAGAAAUGACACAGGCAAAAAAGCCCAACUGUCUGACUAACUUUUUGCAAGACUCGGAAAACUACCAGCAAAUGAAUUGUGAUACAAGUGCCUUUCAGGAAGAUGAAAUGAUUUCACAGUGCGUCAGUCCAGCUGGGCACACUGAGCAGCCUAAGAAGCUUGAAUGUAAAGAACAGAAAAGGAGAUCUUCCAAACCACCUCUGGCAAAAGUCAAGUUAGGGCUUGAUUUGGAACAGCAUGAGCUUAGUGUUAUACCAGAAGUAGACACACCAAGAAGCUGCAACAUUUCCUUUGCAGAUGUUUUAAACUCAGAUAAAACAGAUUCUGCUGGUGGAGAAUCUUCUCCCAUUUCAACUGCUGGGGAGUUUGCAUGUGUUAACUCUUACAGUCGUGCUCUUCAUGAAGAUGGCAGAUUAUCUGGGAGCAUAACGAAUUAUGAAGAACAAAUCUGUAGUGGAAGUCUAAGGGAAAGUGAACAGUCAAGUAGGCUAUUAAAGAUGCUGAUGACUGAAAAGUCAUACGAUUCAGCCUGGUCCCAGGAUUCUCAUGCGGCUCAAAAUUUGCCAGUUCUUGUUCCUGAAACUGGAAAUGGAGUUGUAACACAUACUGGACCAUCAUUCAGACUCUAUAAUACGGAAAUACUUUCUAAAGUAGUAUCCACAAACUCGGGUUCAGAAGCUUUCAUGGAAGGGGCACCUUGUGAUUUGUCUUCAACAAUUUCCACUGGAAGCUUUUUGACUAGUGAAACAUUGGAUACAAGCCCUAUUGACACUGGAUUGUCUUCUGGCAGCACAGAAGUUCGAAUUUUCAGAGAAAUGGCAAGCCACCCUUGGAACUCCUUAGUGCCUGUUAACAUGCAGCAGAGGCAAGAGGAUCUUUCUGGAGCAUCUGGAGAUUUAAAUAUUUCAUCUCAAGACAAUACUCCUUUCCAAGGCAAUUACCAUUUUAUUCCAGCACCUGAAUUUGAUUUUCCUGAAAUGGAAAGACAUUUUCCUAAUUUUCAUCGCCAGCACUUUCAGCCUUUGGAACCAUGUCUUGACUUGGAUAGUUCAUCAUCCCUUUCUCAGUACAAGAUUUCACAAGACAGCAGAGAAUUUAUCAAGACUUCAAGAUUUUCAACAAAAUGUGAAGACAUGACUGUGUUUCUAGAAGCCAGAAACUCCAGUUUGAAUAUACAAAGAAAUAGUUCACCUUUUCAUCUCGAAACAAACAACUCAAACAACAUUACGUCAGAACAAGAGUCAGCGAAAGAAAAUGUUACCCUGGGAUCUGAAGAAUCUUUCCAUCCACUUUUAGAAUUAGAAUCUACUGUGAGCAAUCAUUGUCAGAAUGCUGAUCAGCCAGCAGACCUUAAUGUUAUAUUAGAGAGGUCUUUUAAACAAUAUACUGGGAUUAAAAAUUGGACUGAGAGUGAUGUUUCAUCUGCCACACAAUAUGAAGAACUGGCAAGAAAUAUAGAAUCUAUUAAUCUCCAGUCUUCAAUGGAAGAUCUGCGAAAUGAAAGUCCAAAUUCACUGGAAGAGCAAAGAUCGUUUUAUCAACUAAAUACCACACCAGUUACAAUGGAUAAAACUCUGCCCGAAUACUUACUGAAAGAGGGUGCAACAAUCAAAACAGAGACUGUAUGUUCGGAAAAAUUAUCGAGUGAGGUGUUUGAUAAGGAAUAUGUGAAGCUUACUGAAAAAUCAUUUCAUGGAAAUGAAGGAAACAAAAUGGAAGUGGGUUCUCAGUGGAACACAAAUGCAAAGAUGACAGAUCAAGGCUUUCCAGAAAUACAGAAAUCUUCCAGGUGUCCUGUUGAAACCAACUUGGAAAUCUCAGACAUCCGUUUACAGGCUGUUGUACAACAAAAUGCAUCUUUUCUGGAAAGAUAUAAAAAACAUUCUAAUUCUGGGCUUGGAGGCUCUUGGCGUAUUCCAAUCUGUGAGACUGAGUUGGGGCAUGGUAUUAUGGAAGAACCUGAACUCACUCUAAUAAGCUCCAAUGACAUCAGUAUUGCAGAAUCAGAUGUUGAACAUUCUAGCCAAGAGAAAACUAAAGAUGAUAAAACCAGUAACCCAGCAUGUAUGAAUCAGUCUGAAUUUAAUUUUUUUACUGAGCAGGAGAGGGAAUCUUCACCAUUAGCUCCAGAUGCAGAUUAUUCAGUUUUCAGAAAGCCUGAAAGUUCUUUCAAUGCCCAGAGUCCUAAGGAAGUCAUGUUUCUAGAGUUUGCUUCUGCACCAGAAAGCUUGCAAGAAUCCUUUUUAAAACGAAAGAAAAACUUCAUCCAAAAAUCUCUGAGGAGAGUAGAAGAAAUUAAAAAUAAAGAGAGAAAAAACAAAAGGCCAGAAGCUGGACAGUUUCAGAGACGAAAGGCUGAGAUGUUAAGCAGGCAAAAGGAAUCCCCUCUCGCCUCUGAAAAAAAAGGGGCAGCUACCAAUCAGUUGAAGAAGGUAGAAGAAGUGAAAGUGUCUUCUCCAGAAGACAGGAAGUCUGCAGAAAUUGAAAUGCACCAGCGUACUUCCAGACUUUAUAAUCAACUUGCAGAAGUGAAAAUCAGACAGGAGGAAAAAACAAGGCAAGAAACCUAUGCUAAAAACAGAGAAAAAGCUAAAGAAUUUCAAAAGAGAACACUAGAAAAACUACGAGCCAGGAGGAAACCUCUGAAGACACCGUGACUGUCAGAACACCUUCAUAAGAAGAAAAAUUUAUUGGUACAGUCCAAAGAAUGUACUGAAAUGAAAUUUGCACUAAAAGCAGUGUAAUUAUGAAACAGGUGGAAAUAAGCUGUAUGACAAGAGUAAACAAUCACUGUAGUAGCAAAGAUCUUUUAUUGACAAAUCACUACACAAGCUGAUAGAACUACUGCUUUAAGCACUGCUGGCUUCAGAUCAGGUUGACAGACAUAAUAAAGCCUUUUCUGAGGUUAGUGUUUUAAAGGAAGUUCACAUUCUUGUAAUAUAUGUGUUAAAACUUACUCAAAUAAAACUUAUUGCAAUAA